Messenger RNA from Megalobrama amblycephala (Wuchang bream), 2210 nucleotides. It is a transcript of the gene clec19a, whose product is annotated as C-type lectin domain containing 19A. Gene Ontology annotation, molecular function: signaling receptor activity. Bases 524 to 1093 code for a protein of 189 amino acids. The transcript is spliced from 7 exons. NCBI's taxonomy places the organism in Eukaryota, Metazoa, Chordata, Actinopteri, Cypriniformes, Xenocyprididae. The record is from RefSeq and is a predicted model, not a curated record.
GUUUUUUUUUCUCAAAGCACUACAGAAAGCAAUGGGAAUUGCUCAUCUGAGGUCAGCGGAAAGCUCUCAUAAUUAACAAUAUGUGCAGCUGUUCGAUUGUCCUGCAACAGGAAGUGCUGAAUGUCACAGCUGUUGCUUAUCUAAUGUGCACUACCUUCUGCACUACACCUGAAGGAUUAGAAGCAAUGUGGGGAAAUGUUACAAAAGGCCAAACAUAUUUGGAGCAUCAUUAAUCUUUACCCACUCCAUGUUGCUGCGUGGACACUCUUAUAUCAUCUUUUCCCACUGAUGCCGUGAAUGGGGUUUGGCAAUUUAAUUUCACAAGUUAAAGAAUCAAGAAGGAAUCACAGGGUCUGAUGUCAGUGUUCUGGACUUGACCAAGUAGGAAGAGUCCAACAAAAAGGCAGAGGCUGAGAGAGGCUAACACACCCUCUAAUCUCCCCAACACUCCACACAGUCCUGCAGCACACAUGCUCACAAACACAUACACACACACUUCUAUCUCAUCUCUCUUGCACUAAACAUGCUCUGUUGGGAAUUGAGUUUAGCCCUACUGUUCACCGGCUUCUCAGCGUGGGCUCUGCCUUCAACCAACAUCAAGAUCACACAAGCACUGCCCCUGCAACUGUCAGACUCAAACCAGCCUGUGACAUGUCCGCUCUUCUGGACUGAAUUUGAGGGUUACUGUUACCGCUUCUUCCCCUUGAACCGCACCUGGGCCGAGGCAGAUCUGUACUGCGCUGAAUUCUCAAACGGACACAAAUCAGCCAAACUCACCUCCAUCCACAGCUGGGAAGAAAAUGUGUUUGUCUAUGAUCUUGUGAACAGCCGUGUACCAGGAAUUCCAACAGAUAUUUGGAUUGGCCUUCAUGAUAGAAGACAGGAGGGCACUAUGGAGUGGACAGAUGGGUCACCCUAUGAAUACAGUUACUGGGAUGGAAAUCAGCCAGAUGAUGGCAUCCAUCGCAUCCCUGAGGAGGAGGACUGUGUGGAGAUCUGGUACAGACAAAACAGUGCACUGAGGUCUUGGAAUGACAACAACUGUGAUAAGGCCUUUCCAUUCGUCUGUAAGAUUCCUACACUGGAAAACUAACCUCAGAUCUAAGAUUGUUUUUCCAGUUUUUUAUCAUCAACAGUGACACACCUACAUCCCUCGAUCACAAGAUGUCCGUUCGUCUGCAUCCCUGCAGUGAUGAUGGCCUCUCUCUAACCUGUUAUAGGCAUUUCACACGCAUUUCUCUCCCCCUUCCCAAUCUCCUGUCCCUAAUUACUGUUGCUGUUUUCUUGUUUCUCUGGGGCCAUGACUCAUGACACACACAUUCCUUUGUUUAACACUUAAAACUGGAAAUUAACCUUUUUUUCUCACCAGUGGUGCUGUUGAUAAUAUGUUAAUAUUGAUGAUAUUGUUGGGAAUUAUAGUUACAGUUGUAGCUAGAGACCUGCACUGGUCUCCACAGAGUUGCAGUAUUGGUGUUAUAGACUAAACAUUUAGUUCACAAGGAAAAAUGAGGUCCCCACCCUUAAUCAUCUGGCUUUUCAUUUUUUUUUUCAAAUAGGGUAUAUUUGCAGAACCCCCAAAUGUUUAUUUUUGUAAAAAGAUGGUCAUAUUUUUGGAUGUGGAUGUGUCCAUAUAAUGACUCCUAAGUCUGGAUCUGGCAUCCGGAACACUGUCCAUGUCCGUCUGUGCACAUUUUAUCUAUCAGUGACCUAGAAGGUGAGAUUCUGAAAGAGAAGGGAUUUAAAUCUUUGUUGACUGCAAAGCUUCAAAAGACAGAAAGAGCUUAACCUCAGCCAGGCUUUUAACCUUUCCACCUUUCCUGCUUUUCUCUCCAGCUCAUGGGCCGUGCCAAUUAGUGACCAAAAUCUCUCUGUUCUUAUCCACACACAGCUGUUGGUAAAACAACCUUGCGCACCUAAAUUUUCACCACUGACAGGGUUGAGCAAAAUUCAGAAUUUUAAAGACUGUCUUUUUUUCACUUUUUAAGUCAUGAGCUGAUUUGGAUUUUAAAUUUGAUGGUUUUACAAUUCAAAGAAAUUUAACCCAGUCACCUGAUAGAGGAGUUUGGUGAUGAAAUAAAUAAUUACAUAAUUUUCACUAAAUUUCCAUCCUUUUUUAUGUUAACUUUUGCAAGUUGGACAUCGUUGACCAUCGCAUUAUCGUCUUUUGCAGUGUCUUGCACUGUUGUACAUUAAAUGUAUCUUCAUUGCUA